Molecule: messenger RNA, 1729 nt
Organism: Momordica charantia (bitter melon)
Lineage: Eukaryota; Viridiplantae; Streptophyta; Magnoliopsida; Cucurbitales; Cucurbitaceae
Product: Haloacid dehalogenase-like hydrolase (HAD) superfamily protein
Biological process (GO): deoxyribonucleotide catabolic process
Molecular function (GO): 5'-nucleotidase activity
Source: RefSeq, a predicted model, not a curated record
AAAUUUCGCAUAAUUUCUUUUAGAAAAAAAAAAUCCAGAGCCAAGAUUGGGCAAUUCGCGAGAAAAAAGGAAACAUAUAUAUUUUUUUGUUUGUUUCAAUCUUAUUCCACCGAUUCUCCCUCGAAUUUGAUGAAAAUAAUGCGAAUCCAAAACGAAGAAGGCACUUAGGACUAAAAUCCCUUGAUUCCCAAAUGGAGAUUUCAAUAAAUCAGCGACUUUUUGGUUGUGGGGACUGCGCCGACGCCUUGAUAUUCAACAACACCCUCCAUUCUUUUUCUGUUCUUUGCAAGCCAACUUCGUCCAUUUCUGUUCGGGAAUGAAGUUCAUGUAAGCAAAGAAUCAAUUGUUUCAGCAGAAGAUCGAGGAGUGCGGUUUUUCCCCAAUUCAGCGCAUCUCGUUAUGCAGAAGAUCGAGGAAAAAAUCAAUUAAGUUUUUCGACGCUGAUACUCGAUUCAGGGUUUAAGACAUGUUAAUGGUUUAUUGUAGCUGUGGCGGUGGAGGAAUGUGAGAUGUCUUAGAAGAAAUUGAUGUUAAAUCGUGGAGGCUCGUUCCACCAAAUAUUGUACUAUGCUCGAUCACCUGUAAUGGCGGCCCCUUCCAUGACGCGGGAUCUUCGUUUGGCGCAUUUUAAUCUGCAAUCGCAUCGUCCUCCUCAAUCGUCGCUAUUCGAACAGUGCUGCGGAUUCCCCAUUUCUGGAGAGCUUGUUCUGCGUAGUUUUCGGGGAAACCGAUGCCCUCGGUUUGGUCUCAAAGCUUGCGUUCAAUCCCCCAAAGACAAUUACAGUAACGGCCCAACGCUUGUUCGUCGUCCACAGCUGCUUAACAAUGUGGAUAUUGAUUUAGUAGAAGGAAUUGAUCGCAGAUAUUCCAUUGCUGUUCCGGGGGAAUCCCAGUGGGGAAAUCCUCUAACGUUCCAUGAACUUUCUUCCAGGGAUAAACUUAUUGUUGCUGUCGACAUCGAUGAGGUUUUGGGAAACUUUGUCUCAGCUCUUAACAAGUUUGUUGCUGAUCGUUAUUCUUCGAAUCAUUCAGUUUCGGAGUAUCAUGUCUAUGAAUUCUUCAGGAUAUGGAAGUGUUCUCGUGACGAAGCUAAUGUUCGAGUUCACGAGUUCUUCAAGACGCCAUACUUCAAGACUGGAAUCUGGCCUAUACCUGGUGCUCAGAGCACCCUUCUCAAGCUAUCGAGAUUCUGUCACCUUUCAGUCGUAACGUCCCGACAAAAUGCAAUCAAGGAUCACACACUCGAGUGGAUCGAGAAACACUAUCCGGGACUGUUUCAGGAGAUUCACUUCGGAAACCACUUUGCUCUGGAUGGAGAGUCUAGAUCAAAGGCAGAAAUAUGCAAGUCUUUGGGAGCAAGUGUACUGAUUGAUGAUAACCCGAGAUAUGCAAUAGAAUGUGCUGAAGCGGGGAUUCGAGUUCUACUUUUCGACUACGAGAAUUCGUAUCCAUGGUGCAAGACAGAGUCUGAGGAUCUGCCCCCCUUAGUCACUAAAGUUCAAAAUUGGGAAGAUGUUGAGAAGCAAUUAACUUCAUGGGUUAUUUCUUCUUAGUUCUUAGGCCUUAGAACUUUAAUAUUUUUAAUUAUAUUUUUCUUACUACUUAACAAGUAGGGUGAUAUUGAGUUGUGUCGUGUUUUUAGACCAACGCCAAAAUGGAAAUGCAUUUAUUUGCUAUAUGAGGUUUGUUCGUUAUUUUAUUGCCAAUCUAACAUAGUCUAAUUGGUCAA